This is a messenger RNA of Cygnus olor (mute swan), 2118 nucleotides long. RefSeq names its product trophoblast glycoprotein like (gene TPBGL). Gene Ontology annotation, biological process: negative regulation of canonical Wnt signaling pathway. Gene Ontology annotation, molecular function: protein binding. The record is from RefSeq and is a predicted model, not a curated record. Gene Ontology annotation, cellular component: plasma membrane. Lineage: Eukaryota; Metazoa; Chordata; Aves; Anseriformes; Anatidae.
UGGGCAGCGGCGCGCCCGGCGCUUACAGCAGAGCCGCCGGCUGCGGGCAGCGAGCUGCGGAGCCUGCUCGGUCCCGGGGGGGCAGGAAGGGAGGCAGCUCGGCGGCCCCCCCGGCCCGGCCCGGCCCGGACCCCCCCCACCCCUGCAUGCCCGGGUGCCGAGCAUGGCCCGCAGGCAGGCGCGGGCGGCGGGGGCGCUGGCUGCCCUGGCUGGGGCUCGCCCUGCUGCCCCUGGCCGUGCCCCCGCCGCCGCCCCCGGGGGCUGCCCGUCCCCUGCUACUGCGUGGCCACCCCGAGCUGGUGCAGUGCCGCUACGAGCGGCUGGACGAGCCGCCGAGGGAGCUGCCGGCCUCCGUGCACAACCUGAGCAUCGCCGGCAGCAACCUGAGCGUGCUGCGCAGAGCCGCCUUCGCCGCCCGUCCGCUGCCCGACCUCCGCCUGCUCCGCCUGCACCACGACAACAUCCAGGCCAUCGAGGACAUGGCCCUGCAGGGGCUGCCGGCCUUGCGGACCCUCGACCUGAGCCACAACCCUUUGCUCUCGGUGGCUUCGGGCGCCUUCGCGGGCGCCCCGCUGCUGCGCACGCUGCAGCUCAACCAGGCGCUGCUGGCCGCCCCGCUGGAGGAGCAGCUCGCCUCGGCGCUGCGCAACCUCAGCCUGCGGCGCCUGGAGCUGGCGGGCAACGAGCUGGCGCUGCCGACCACCCUGCUGCCCGCCGGCCUGGAGGAGCUGGACCUCCGCAACAACUCGCUGCAGCGGCUGGCGGCCGCCGAGCUGCGUAGCUUGGAGGCGCCGGGGCGGGGGCUGCGGGUGUCCCUGGGAGCCAACCCGCUGCGCUGCGACUGCGCCCCGCCGCUGCUGGCUUGGCUGCGCUCCGCCGCCGCCCGCGUGCCCGACGCUCGAAGCCUGCGCUGCGCCGGGCCUCCUGCGCUGCGCGGGGCCUCGCUGCUGCGCCUGCGGCCCGAAGGGUUGGGCUGCGCGGCCUCCGAGGGCGGCGAGGCCGGGAGGCUGGAGACGGCCUCCUACGUCUUCUUCGGCAUCGUGCUGGCCCUCAUCGGCAUCGUCUUCCUCAUGGUGCUCUACCUGAACCGCCGCGGCAUCAAGCGCUGGCUGCACAACCUGCGGGAAGCCUGCCGCGACCAGAUGGAGGGCUACCACUACCGCUACGAGCAGGACGCCGAUCCACGCCGCGCCAGCGCCGCCGGCCCCCUGGCCUCUGACGGCACCCCCGGCCUCUGACGGCACCCCAAAAUCCACCAUCACGCUGCCCCUCGACGCCUCCAUCCCCGGCAUCCUCCCCGACCCCAUCCUGGUGCCACGGCACCGCUCCGGAGGCAGAGCCACCCCUGGGGAUGCUGCGCGUGCCCAUGUUGGGAUGCGUCCAAGCGGGCAGCAUCGCCCCUCGGAGGGCUCCGGACUGGCUCGCCCCCACACCCUGCUCCAUCCCAUCCCAAUGGGACAGAUCCUCUCCCCUGUCCCCAUGCACGUGCGGGCAAAGUGAGGGCUGGGACAGAGCCCCGGUGGCACCGUCAAUUAGGAGCCGCUCCCCGCACGUCCUCCCCACGCCGGUCCCCGUGUCGGACUCGCAGCGCACACGUGAGUGUUGGGCACGUCCCGGGGAGCUGCGGGCCAUACCUGAAACUGUCCUGGACGUUCCCGGAGCCGGACUCGACUUUGACCAUGUACAGCUCUUUCCUAUUAGAUUUGUAUUUGACUAAGGCGAAACUUGGCUUGAUUGCUCCUUUUUUUUUUCCCCCCCUUUUUGUUCUUGCUCCACACCUGGAGGAAAAAGCACGGGCCAGCUGCUCUCCCUGAGUAACAACGUGCUUUUCCGAGCCCAUUGACCGAUUUUCCUUUGUUUGACAACCACUUCCAUUUCUUUCCAGGCACAAAACAAUGCAGCCGUGUGGGAAUCGCCUCUGCGGGCUGCGUGCAUGUUCCCCGGGGCACGCGGGGGCAGCUCUUUUUGGACUCUAACCCAUCUCCUAGACUAGGCUGUCUCAGCACUUCGUAAUUUAAAACGAGCGAAGCAAAAGCUCCAGCUCUAGUGCACCUGCCCGUGUUUGCUUUAGAACCGUGCCUGUUACUAUAUCCUACAGCAAAUAUAUUGAAAGCUGCA